Molecule: messenger RNA, 2527 nt
Organism: Thunnus maccoyii (southern bluefin tuna)
Lineage: Eukaryota; Metazoa; Chordata; Actinopteri; Scombriformes; Scombridae
Gene: cdin1
Product: CDAN1 interacting nuclease 1
Exons: 12
Coding region: 122-973 (283 amino acids)
Biological process (GO): erythrocyte differentiation
Cellular component (GO): nucleus; cytoplasm
Source: RefSeq, a predicted model, not a curated record
AAUCAACGCGCUGCUCACAUAAAAGUCAUCUCUUCAACUUCCUAGCGGGAAGCUGCUAUCGAAGAACUGUCCACAGGCAGCAGGAGUCAAUGAUAGAUACAGUGGCUGAUAAAAAAGAAAGAUGAGACUGUCCCGAGCUGAAUAUAAAGAGAUAGCGAAAUGGACUGAGCAGCUGAGACCUACCCGCCAGUGUAUGAAGAUGCUGAAGGAAAGAUUUCCAAAUCACUCGCAGUCCACUCUUCUGAGCAUCUUCUCCCUGGAGUACCAGAAACGAACCAAGAGAACAAUCUCAAGACACCAUGCGCCAGAUGUCAUUGAAAGCCACUACCAGAGGUAUCUGAGUGAAGCCAAGGCACAUCCGACUGCUCCCGUCUUGUUGGAGUUGGCCAAUGAGGUGGAUCUGUCUCCUGCACUGAUGGCUCGUAUCAUCCUGGACAGGUUCCUUCAGGACCUGGAGGGUGGAAUGUCCUCUAAAACAGUCCUCAACAGCAUGCUUAAGGAGCCAUCGUUAAUUCCAGACCAGACUUUGGCCAAUAACGUCUACCAAUGCACAAUAAAUGACUGCUGUUAUGGACCGCUGGUAGACUGCAUCAAACAUGCUAUUGGCCAAGAACAUGAGGUACUGCUCCGUGACAAACUGAAGGAGAGAAACCUUUCCUUUCUAGAUGAAAACCAACUGAGAGCUAUGGGCUAUGACAAAACACCCGAUAUCAUCCUGGAGGUUCCAAUUGCUGUGGAGGGACACAUUGUACACUGGAUUGAGAGCAAAGCCUCGUUUGGAGACGACCACAGCCACCGCACCUAUCUCAACGAACAGUUCUGGAGCUACUGGAACAGAUUUGGUCCAGGUCUUGUCAUCUACUGGUAUGGUUUCAUUGGAGAGCUGGACUGCCAGAGAGACAGAGGUAUCCUACUUAAAGACUGCUUCCCUACAGACAUUGUCACCCUGUGUCAUGCCACCCAGCAGGACUGACUGCCACAAGAGCCAAAAGAGGGACAAAGAGUGAGGAAAUAAUGAGUGAAGAAAAAAAAAAAAAACAACUAAAGAUGGGUGGAUGAAUGGGAGGAAAGCGAGAGGAGUACAAGGAGGCGGGAAGGGUAGGAACAGUAACACUGAACUGUGCAGGGGUGGAUACCUAGAUCCGGAAGCAAUUUGGCUUUCCUGCAGUGUGAGACUACUGGCAGAGCUCUGCCCUGAACUCCAACUGACCCUCUUUCUCUGUCUGUCUCUACCUUUCUCCCUCUCUUUCUGCCGCAAAGCUACCACAUGUAAAUACACACCAACACAUUAUGUAUAUCUGACAGCAAAGGGUCAGAUUCAUACCUGUGUGUGAAAACACCAUCUUGGAGGCUUUCCUGGUUGUGGUCAACUCCUGGCCCCUGGAUGGCUUCUCGUAAUGGCCAGCCAGGGUGAGAGCCAGGGCCAAAGCAGGACAUAAGGCCCUUCCUUAUCACACCCAGAGCCCUGGCCUUUGUCACUCCUUCCUCCUCCGUUCCAUAGGCAGAUAAGAGAGGUGCGGUCCGGGGGCUGGGUGGACGCCUGUCUCUCACCUGCGUCACUCGGUGCCCUCUCAGUCACUCUCCAGGGGGGUAAACAGGAUCAUUUCUGAUUAAGGCUGGCCUCACAGUGACCUUUUUCACUUCACAAAUGUAUUGAAGAUUUUUUUUUUUUGUUUUGAUUUGACCGCAGUUCAGUUCAGUACAGUUCACAACUCAACUAAAUUUCAUCACAAAAUUAUUAUCUACAAUCUGUCUGCUUUAUGUAUUUUUGUAAUUAACUUAACUAUGAUUAAGAAACUAUUAAGUAAUUAUUUAACAAUAAAUCCAGUACCAUCAAUGAUUUUUCUUGUCCGCUACUUUUCAUUAUGGUUAAACAAUAUACAUAUUUUAAAUCAUAUUUAUGGUUUGGGCUGCAACUAGCAAUUAUUAUCAUUAUUUAGUCUAUAAAAUGUCAGAAAAUCAUUUAAAAUGGCCAUCACAAUUUCUCAGAAGCUUAAAAUUGUUGGUUAUGCAUGACCAACAUACCAAAAUCCACAGAUAUUCAAUUAACAAUUAUAUAAAACAAAGAAAAGAAGCAAAUCUUCAAAAUUAAAAAAAAAAACUGCAAUUGAUAAAUGUUUAGCAUUAUGCUUCAAUAAUUAAUUGAUUAUAAAAACUGUUGUUUGACCAAUUGAUAAAGUGACUAAUUGUUUCAGCACUAGUUCACAAUGUUAUUUAUAGGGCUAAAGUCAGUAUUUAAUAUUUAAUAUGAACAUUUUCAACAAGCAAAAAGGCUAACGUUUCAGUGUUCUCCACAGAAGGGACUGAGGUGUCUGUUGAGCCAGAGAGCUGAGGUCACAGUCAAAUAAAAUGCAAAUAAAUUAGGUCAUUGUCACCUCUAUGAAUGCAGAGUGGGACUAUAAAAAAAAUCAUUCAGUUCUUGUUAUGUUCUAUCCAACAUUCAUGCUGUAAUCGUUUUUGUAUUGUAUAUUGCACAGUGUAUUUUUGUACGUGUUUAUUAUUAAUAAAUUCUGACAAGUGGUUUAGA